This is a messenger RNA of Coregonus sp. 'balchen', 2996 nucleotides long. The record is from the annotation of a GenBank genome assembly. Lineage: Eukaryota; Metazoa; Chordata; Actinopteri; Salmoniformes; Salmonidae.
GUUCCAACAAGUGUGUGUGUCUUACUUUCUGUCCGUCUGUCUGCAGAGAACCAGACCCAGCUACUGGUGGUGAAGGGUCUGGAGGAUGUGGAGGUGUGUGAGAGCGAGGGUUGCACCUUCGAGGUGACCCUCAACCUGUCCUACAUAGAUGGCACAUGGACCAAGGACGGGGUCAGGCUCAAGUCAAAGCCCACCUGUCGCAUCGCUUCCCAUCGGAAUAAACACACUCUCACCUUCACCCGGGUCACCGUUGGAGACACUGGCCUGUUCUCCUUCCAGACUGAUGGGGCCCAAAGCUGUAUUCAAACCUCAGGUCAACUCAUUGUCAUAGGUAACAGUAUGACAGGACACAACAGAGGAGUAAUGCAAAGUACAGGACCAAUUGCAUGACCCUCAGUCUAAUUAUUCUUUAAUAGCUUGGAAGUCUUGUUGUCAGUCUGUCUCUACAUUAGCCCAAUAUCUUCUCACUAACUUGGCAUCCUGGCUAAUGGCUUGGCCUAGAAGCAAUGUCAAAUUACAGAUAAAUCUCAGUACAGAUCAAAGAUAAAUCAGUAGAUAGUUAGAUCAAAUCCCAUACUGGAUCUCUAGGUAAUAUAUGUCUGUCUGCCUGUCUGUCUGUCUGUGUGCCUGUGGUUGUCUGCCAGCCAGAGACAUCCAGAUCAUGAAGGAGUUGGAUGACAAGGAAGUGAUUGAGAGGCAGAGUGUGACCUUCCUGUGUGAGGUCAACUAUGAGAACGUGGACGGGCGCUGGUACAGAGACAACACCAGGAUCAAACACGGAGACAACGUCAAGAUCAGACACGAGGGUGAGCAUGGGACACAACUGAGCCUAGUCAUGGACAUGUGUCUACAGGUCAGGAUACUACUGAUGAAACAUAUAUUUCUAUCUGAACACAGGUAAAACGCAUACCAUGUGCUUCAAGUCUGUAAGGCCAGCAAAUGCUGGGGAGAUCAAGUUCACUGCAGACAGGGUCUCCUCCUAUGCAAUUCUCACGGUGAAAGGUGAACAACAACUAUUUUGAGAUUCAACAACAUCAAUGCUCCUCAGUGACUCAAAAACCUUUGUCUGGAUUAGGGGCCUUCUCUGAUUAAUGUUCACUAAACAAUGGUUCAAUGUUACUGCUGUCUCCACAGAGCUGCCUGUGCAGAUAGUGAAGCCUCUGAGAGUGAAGAUUGCUAUGUACAAACACAAAGGCCUGCUGGAGUGCCAGGUGUCGCGGGCCAACGCCCAGGUCAGGUGGUUCAAGAACAGGCAUGAGAUCCAGCCCAGCCGGAAGCACCAGAUCGUCAGCGAUGACGUCUACAGGCAGCUCCACAUCGACGAAGUGGUCUCGUCUGAUGAGGACACCUACACCUGUGAUGCUCAUGAUGACAAGACGUCCUGUCAGCUGUUAGUGGAGGGUGAGCUGCUCACACUCAUUGUGAUUAGUUCUGACUUAUUAUUAACAGUUCCAAUGUUACUUAUAUUCCUGUAUUAAAUAUUAAUAAACAGUUUAUAAGCAGAUCUUCAUACAAAGUGUGUCCCCCCUCUUACUUACAAUCAAUUACUAACCAAAACACAUAAUUCAACCAAAUAUACUGUAUCCACACUGAAGUAAUCCAACUAUCUAUCUCACACCCUUCCUGGAGUGUACCCUUUCUCUCUGAAAUGGACUCUGCUUUCUCUGGAAGUGAAGAUACUGAUGGAGUGUGUGCCCCCUAUGUGUGCAGAGCAGGCUAUCAGCAUAUUGCGGGGGCUGAGGUCCCUGGAGGUGACGGAGCCCAGGGAGGCCCUGUUCCAGGUGGAGAUCAACCUGCGGGCGGGGAGACCCCCCAAGUGGACCCUGGAUGGAGAGGUCCUGAUGGAGGGGCCUAGAGUGAGCAUAGACCGGGAGGGGACCAUGCACACCCUCUGCUUCAACAGCACAGACAGCUCUAUGACCGGUACCGUGCAGUUCAACGCCGGGAAGAGCCGCUCCACCGCACAGCUCACUGUCAAGGGUAAGGUAGUACAUUGAUUAUCACUAAGUGAAAGUUGUAACGAAACCCUGCUUACUGUUGACAGUGGCCCUCCAGGCUCUGGGCUAGAACACUGUAUUGCUAGAGGUGUGUACAGUACAGUAUUAUAUCAUUAUCCAUCCCUGUACCUUUCCAGAGCGCCCUCUAAAGGUGGUCCAGCCCAUGCCAGACGUGGAGGCUAAAGAGAACAGCUCGGUCACACUGAGCUGUCAGUUCGCCCCCUCCCCCAGGGUGGUGCGCUGGUACAGAGGCCGCACCGCCCUGCAGACGUCCAGCAAGUACAGCAUGAGGACGGAGAAGAGCCAGGCAGAGCUGACCAUCCAGGGCCUCAAGGAGAGCGAUACUGGCCAGUACAGCUGCAUGGCUGGAGGGUCAAAGAGCACGGCCAAGGUCACUGUGGAGGGUGAGGAUGUAUAAAAGAGGAUUGUGUUUUUUGGAGACAAAGCUUCAAUGUUCAGAUGUUUAAUCAUGGAAAUGAAUUGCAGCUUCAUGCUUGAUUUUGUCUUUAUGUACCACCAAGUACUGUAUGGUGUGUUUAAUCUACACUGUGCUGAACAGUAGAUAUUACCACAAACAAACCCUGACACCAUGGAUAUGAGCUAUUUAUAUUUGUUUUCAGUGCGAAGGCUAAAGAUCAUAAGGCACCUGGAGCACGUGGAGGUGGAGGAGGAUAGCAACGCCACGUUCACCUGUGAGCUCAACUAUGUGGUCGCCAAUGUGCAGUGGCUCCUGAACGACAAACAUCUUAACGCCAACCCCGUCACCAGGAUCCAAAACAUGGGCACCAUCCACAGCCUCACCAUCAAAAAGCUCUGCCCCCAGGAGAGCAGAGUCACGUUCAAAGCCGGCCUGCUCACCGAGUCCACCUCCCUCAAGGUCAAAGGUGAGCCUUGUACAGUUGUCAAUUCUCACUUGUGAGCAGCCACUGCAAGAGAAAUUGAGAAACUAGUGUAAUGCUAGUGGUUGUAUGUGUCCAGUCAGUACUGGUUAAGUCUUAA